This is a messenger RNA of Oncorhynchus keta (chum salmon), 5778 nucleotides long. RefSeq names its product adhesion G-protein coupled receptor G2-like. The transcript has 23 exons. Bases 145 to 3480 code for a protein of 1111 amino acids. The record is from RefSeq and is a predicted model, not a curated record. Lineage: Eukaryota; Metazoa; Chordata; Actinopteri; Salmoniformes; Salmonidae. Gene Ontology annotation, molecular function: G protein-coupled receptor activity. Gene Ontology annotation, cellular component: membrane. Gene Ontology annotation, biological process: adenylate cyclase-activating G protein-coupled receptor signaling pathway; cell surface receptor signaling pathway.
UAUUAUCCCAGGAGGUCAACCUUUUCUCUUUACCUUCCAUUGAAUAUUAAAGACAUAUAAGAGACAAUUUAUUAAACUCUCAUUUGCUUGUGUUUUCUGGCAAAGGAGUGUGCUGUUUGGACUGGGGAAUGACACAGACUCGUGAUGGAUUCUGCCAGGAGACCCUGUUUAAUAUCUGUGUGUUUAUCAGUACUGGCAGCCACUUGUCUUCCAUGCUCUGGCUCCCCAGGCCCCAGCCUGUGGGGUAAGAAAGUGGUGUUCAUGGGCCGUCACUGUGUGUGGCAGCUGGAUAAGGGGUGCCUAGUGCCUCCCCUGGAAGAGCUCAGUGUGUGUGUGCACCUACACCGGGAGAUCGCAACAUCUGAGUGGACAGGCUUCGUGUACAAGGCGCCUGGCGAGAGACAGGUAGAGCUGGGUCUUGCAGGCCGAGGAGGGUUCCUGGUGGCAUGGCUGUUUGGGCAUCAGUGGUCCGUACCAGAGGAUCUGCCCCUGAAAUGCUGGCACAAUGUCUGCCUCACCUGGUCCAGCCACUCCGAGAGGCUCCGGCUCUACAUCAAUGGGAGCAGUUGCCUGGACGCCCAUGUUAACGCCACCCUGCCCCGGCGACUGGCCCACAAUGGCACCCUGACCUUGGGGGUGUCCCAUAACAUAGUGGGUGGGGUGAUGGAGUUUGAGAAUGGAAAGAACUUCCUGGGGGCCAUCAGCCUGUUCAGGAUGUGGGGGCAUGAGCGGACAGCUGAGGAGCUGAGGGCCCAGAGCUGUAUUAUAGGGAACGUGGUGAGAUGGGACAACAACGACUGGGAUUACCAGAUUUGCCUACCUGAAGAUGACACCAACAUCCAGUGUGGGGCUUUCCCCAAUGUGACAGCCUCUCCUCCCACUGUCACCAACACCACUCCUGGUUCACCAACCAGCACUAAUACAUCAGACCCUGUAACCCCAACAGAGACACAGCAAACACCCCUUGGAUUGCCUGUAAGUCCCACUGGCCUGUCUACAACCAAAGAACCUUCAGACCUCAACUCAACAGGAACAGGCAUUGCAUCCACCUUCUACAGAGUUCAAAUGAAGCUGAACAUGACAAUGACUGUAACUGGCAGCGACCCAGGGGAGACCAUUCAGACGUGGGUUCAGAGAAAGCUUGGGGAAGUCAGGAUGAAGGCAUUACAUUUCCAAAUAUUUCAAUCGACUUAUAAGGGCAAUGAUAAAAAAGAGACUCAAAGAGUGGAGAUGGCUGCUGAGCUGAGAAAUCAGAAAAGAUUUAGAUGUACCUUCCAUAUUCAGGAUGCUGAUGCACGGAACGUCAUGACCACUCAGAGACUCAUCAAUGACCUUCUGUCCAGGAUCCAUUUUGGUGGAGAGAUCCAGGUAGACAGCAGAGACGUUCACGUCUCACAUAUAGAUCCAGGGAGCUGUCCUGAGGACACCCAUGAGAGUAUCAGGGGUGUGUAUAUAUGGCCAAUCAAAGAUGCCCAGAAGACAGAAACUAUGAUCUGUGAGAAGAACAGUGGUGCCAGGGCUUCCAGGAAAUGUGAGUUGGAUGGAGUGACUGAGAAGGCCAAAUGGGCUGAGCCAAACCUGAAGGCAUGCAAGCCAAUGAUCACCAUCUCUGAUCUGGACAAUGUCACCGUCACAGCAAACAACUCAGCAGAUGUGGUGGACAUGAUUGAGGACCUCCUGGGUGUCGAGGGGGACCUGAGUGACUCCCAGCUGGCCACCGUGGUCCAGAAGCUGGAUGAGGUUCUGGGGGUCAGCACAGUGACCCCUGCCCUCGGCGAGGACAUUGUCAGCAUAAUCGCUGACAUCCUGGGGUCCAGUUCUAACCUAUCAGCGGUCGCCAACGACAUACUGGGUAUCACAGGCAGCGUUGGGGACCAGAUGGAUUUCCCUGAGGAGUCACAAAAUGUGACCGUCCCCUCCCUGGCUCUCUCCAUGAUCAACGUAGAUCCAGAGCAGUUCCAGGGCCUCACGUUUGGCGUGUCCUCCUUUUCAACUGGCCUUGCUCCAGAGAUCUUUGUCAACCAGACAUUCCUGAGUCAGCCUUGCGACGGCACAGUGGCGUCCAUCUCUCUGCCCCGUGACCUUCAGAACUUCUUCCCCGAGGGAAACAAAAAAAAGCGAGUUCAGUUCCACUUCUAUGGCACACAGGAGCUCUUCAAGGAUCCAGAGACCAACUGGACGCUGAACAGUUACGUGGUGUCUGCCAGUGUCAAUAACAGCAAUGUCAGCAACCUCGGGAAUCCCGUGGUGGUGACACUUACUCACCUCAAGCCCAAAGAGAAAAACGACAAGGUGGAGUGUGUGUAUUGGGAGUUCCAGAAGAACAAUGGGAGUGGUGGGUGGGACAGCAACGGCUGUGAGACACUACCAAGCAUCUCCGCUUAUCAGACCACCUGCCACUGUUACCACCUGACCCAUUUUGGCGUGCUCCUGGAUGUGUCCAGGACUCCUAUCAGUGAGGCUGACCAGGACACACUGAUGGUCAUCUCCUACUUGGGCUGUGGUGUGUCCUCCAUCUUCCUGAGCAUCAGCCUGCUCACCUACAUGGUCUUUGAGAAGCUGCGUCGAGACUAUCCGUCUAAGAUACUCAUCAACCUCUCUGUGGCUCUGCUGGGCCUCAACCUGGUUUUCCUGAUGGACUCUUGGCUGUCCUCCUUCGGCUUCUACAGCCUCUGCAUCGCCACGGCAGCCACGCUGCACUACUUCCUGUUAGCCUCAUUCACCUGGAUGGGCCUGGAGGCUGUCCACAUGUACUUCUCUCUGGUCAAGGUCUUCAACGUUUACAUCCCCUCCUACAUCCUCAAGUUCUGCACCCUCGGCUGGGGCAUUCCUCUGGUGGUUGUCAGCCUGGUCCUGGCCAUAGAGAAGGAUGCCUAUGGCAAUGUUCUAUCUGGGGACUCCCUUGACUCUCUACAGGGCUCAGAGCCAUUCUGUUGGAUGCAGAGUAACGUUUUCUUCUACAUCACCAUCGUGGCAUUCGUGCUACUGGUCCUGGUCUUUAACAUGGUCGUGUUCAUCAUGGUUCUGAUCCAGAUCCGACACAUGCAGACCAAUAAUCCUGCAGCUACAGUAAACAAGCGCAGUGUCAUGCAUGAUCUGAGGGCGGUGGCCAGUCUCACCUUCCUAUUGGGUCUCACCUGGCCAAUAGCCUUUUUUACCUGGGGACCGGCCAGGGUACCUAUGCUCCACCUCUUCUCAGUCCUCAACAGUCUGCAAGGGUUCUUUAUCUUUGUGUUCCACUGCCUGAUGAAAGAGAAUGUGAGGACGCAGUGGAGGAUCCACCUGUGCUGUGGCCGAUUCAGGCUCAAUGACUACUCAGAUUGGAGCCGCUCCGUGACGAUGGGCGGCAGGACCAAGCAAAACCAUCUGGUGCACCGCUUUCCGUCUGUCAAGUCUGUCAACACCUCCUCUAGGAAGAUCUCUGAUGACUCCACUACAGCUAGCGGUAGCUCUUCCCCACCCUACCACCAGUGGGCCUAGUCUACUGUAGCUCCACCAGGGGGCAUAGUCUACUGUAGCUCCACCAGGGGGCAUAGUCUACUGUAUCUCCACCAGGGGGCAUAGUCUACUGUCGCUCCACCAGUGAGCCUAGUCUAGUUCCACAAAGGGUAUUAACUUGGCUCCACCAGGGGGCCUAGCCAGGCUCACAACAUAGUGCCAUAAUACCACUCACCUGGAACAAUGAGAAACACUUGAGCUCAUGACACCAUAGCAGACACCUAAGUUCAGUCCAUUCUGAAUUACACUGUGAAAAGUCCAGAUACUCGACUGAUUCUAUCUAAAUGACCAGUAUCCUUCCCACGAACUGCUGUAUGUCUCUCUGCAGUGCAGUCUCAUCAUCCUCAGGAGAUAUUCAUUCAUACUCUAUGUGCAAGUAUUAGCCUGUUCUGUACUUUAAAGGACAUAAGCUCUAUUAUUAUAGGACAGGGAGGCAAGUAGCCUAGUGGUUUAGCGUUUUGGUUCCAGUAACCGAAAGGUCGCUGGUUCGAAUCCCCAAGCCAACCAGGUGGAAAAUCUGUUUUCUGUACCUUUGAGCAAGGCACGUGACCCUAAUUGCUACUGUAAGUCGCUCUGGACAAGAGCAUUUGCUGAAUGACAAAAAGAAAGUUGACUUCAUGUCAGACUACUGUUGUAGAGUAUGAUCAAUAUUUUGGUACUUUAUUGCAUUCUCUUUGUUAAAUGACAUUUCUCUUUCUCAAAAUCUGUUUCUGUUCUUCUUUUCAUGAUGUUAAAUAAAUAAAACAUACACAUAGUGAAGUUUAAAGAGUCAAGGACGCUUAAUGACUUUUUUUUGACUUCAUAGAAAGAACAGAUCUUUUCAAACAAAUGUACAAAGCCUCCUUGCUGUUAUGCAAUGAACUGUAGGCCUACCAUUGAUCUGUGGAUCUGUCACCAUCUCAACUGAGAAAAAAUCCAGGACAUUUCAUGACACACGUUAUGUUCACCGCCAUCUCUAAAAGACUUGAAGGUUGAUGAAUGUGGGUUGUUUAACGUAGGGGAUAAUGCAGUAAAGAUAUUUUGUGUUCAGUCUUUUCUCCAUUUCUCCAUCUCAAAUGCAGCUUACUGUAUGAAUGGGGCUCUUCCCACGCUCGCCUUUUGACACAAAGAUAGGACUACUAAGUAACAAUUAACAUUCUGUAUAUACAGUAGGGUCUGAAAUUAUUGACAGCCUUGAUAAAGAUGAGCAAAAAUUACUGUAUAAAAUAAAUACUGUGCUAUAUUGUAUGCUCAAACAAAUUGGGAAAUUGUACUAUUGUAUUCAAAUACAGUUGCUCAGAGAAAGUCCAUGGCAAAAACCGGUGGAAUCAAUGCUGUUUCCACGUCAUUAAAAAAUAUAUAUAUCUAUGUGAUGAUGUUGAAUCAACUUGGAAAACUAAUUGGAUUUGCAAAAAGUCAUAUAUGUAAGGGAAAGUUCGUAUUUUUUUCUUUUAACCUAAAUCCAAUGGCAGGGUGACAUUGUUGGUUGAUUUCACAUUGAAUUCAAGUUUGUUGACAACUCAAGCAAAUGUAAAUCCAAACUAGACAUUUAAUUGACGUCUGUGCCCAGUGGGAGAGAUUUUGUUUAACAAGAAAUACUUGUUUUUUUUUUAAAGAUAUGGUCAAAAUGAUUGACAACCCUGUUUUCAAUACCUUUCAAUACUUCACCUUGCAAGGAUAACGGCACUGAGCCUUUUUCUAAAAUGUUUUAUGAGUUGGAGAACAAAUUGGGGGGAUGCAAUAAAAUGCUAAUUAAUUACUUAAAAUCAUACAAUGUGAUUUUCUGGAUUUUGUUUUAGAUUCCGUCUCUCACAGUUGAAGUGUACCUAUGAUAAAAAAUCACAGACCUCUACAUGCUUUGUAAGUAGGAAAACCUGCAAAAUCAACAGUGUAUCAAAUACUUGUUCUCCCCACUGUAUGUGUUCUACACUACAGGGUAAAAAACUAUUAAGUUGGGGUGCUUCCAAUAUCCUGUCUGUAAGAAGAGCUUCAUGUACUCUAUGUGACAGACCUCUGGGGUCUAAUACUCUAAUACUCCUGGUCUUGUAGGAUUACUGCAGGGUGAGGCCUAGGGGUGAAAUGUGGACUAAUGCACUUCUUUACAGUCAUAGGUCCCAUUUCCUAAAGUGUCUCAGGUAGGAGUGCUGUUCUAAGACCAGCUACCCUCUGUCCAUGUAACCAUAUAAAUGAUUAUGAAAAGGCUAAACGGAUCCUAGAUCAGCACUACUAUGUUUCAUGAAUACAGGCCCUGCCCUGGUAUACAGUGUACUCCAAUUUAUGUGCCUGUUCUGGUACGUUAUC